AGCCCAAUUCAUCUCCUUUUGAAGAACUACCCAUUUUUAAAAAAUAAAAACGUUGCCGCUUUGCACAUUUUGAAUCGCACUGAACUCAACUUGCCGGGAAAAGCAAAAAUCUCGCCGGAAAAUACAGACGGAGUUGGUCGCCGGCAGCUAUAACAGUCAGGUUUCUACAUUAUUAUUGUUUCUUUCACUUGAAAUGGAGAAAAAUCCUGUAAUUGGUUCUUCCAAUGCAACAAAUUCCACUGCAUUUGGGUAUAGGUUCUCCAUUUUCAACAAGUCCUUUAAGUUUGCUCUUCGUUCUUUACUAACUUCAUGUUCAAAGGAGGAAUUUUUUAAAGCAUUUUCAAGUUUUAACAACACCGAAAAAGAUUUUCUUCAUCGCCUAUUUCUUCAGGUCAUUACUUCUUUGCAUGAAGGCAUAGAGGAAGACUUUGAAACAAUCUGUCUCAAAACGAAGGUCGGAGAAACUCUUGAUGCCGUAGAGGAAAUUGUGGAAGAACAAGACCUGGAUCUUUUGUUUUCAAAUAGGAGUAACAUAGCCGAUGUUGCUGAGAAUCUGUCUACGGCAAAGAAGAACGAAAUCCAGCACUUAAUGCAUAUGGUGCAAUUGGGAGAGGAACAUAAUCAAAGGCUCCGCAAACAACUUGAACUCCUUAAACAAGGCAGUCAAGCCUUGUCUGAUGCUUCACAUGCUGUUGAGAAGAUCAGAAGCAUAAAUUUAAAUUAUGUGACCAACAGUAGUGAUGAGAUGCAUGGUGUAUAACAUUUCUAGCACAAGUUGUCCCGUAAAUUCACCAAGUUUUCUAUGCUGAGAGAUCAUCUCUUUAAUGCUGUUGUGAUGCUUCUGAAAAUUCAAAUAUUAACCAGGCAAUCUUAGCAAAGAAUUGUCUUUGUAUAGUAUCAUUAUCAGGGCUUCAACUCUUUCUGUAGUUUAAAUAUUCGAGUUAUGCGAAAAGAAAAAUUUCUUGUUAUCCUCAAUCCAUGGUUGUGUACUGCUUUUUGGGCCCUUGAAUCGUGAUCUUGCUGUCUUUUUUUCCUUUAUGGUUUGUAAUAUCAAUGUGUCUUAUUAUAUGUUGCAUGAAA
Molecule: messenger RNA, 1080 nt
Organism: Trifolium pratense (red clover)
Lineage: Eukaryota; Viridiplantae; Streptophyta; Magnoliopsida; Fabales; Fabaceae
Exons: 9
Coding region: 194-760 (188 amino acids)
Biological process (GO): chromosome segregation
Cellular component (GO): MIS12/MIND type complex
Source: RefSeq, a predicted model, not a curated record